Molecule: messenger RNA, 1611 nt
Organism: Exophiala aquamarina CBS 119918
Lineage: Eukaryota; Fungi; Ascomycota; Eurotiomycetes; Chaetothyriales; Herpotrichiellaceae
Exons: 2
Coding region: 1-1611 (536 amino acids)
Biological process (GO): transmembrane transport
Cellular component (GO): membrane
Molecular function (GO): transmembrane transporter activity
Source: RefSeq, a predicted model, not a curated record
AUGUUGUUCAUUGUGGGGGCAGGUGUUUAUGCUCGAUCCAUCGCUGCUGUUAUCGGCGGUGAAUCGAUCUCAUCAUGGCCUGCCUCGGCCAUUAAUAUCCUGACGGCCGCUACUAUCCCUCCUAUCGCACGAGCCGCAGACCUCUGGGGGCGGAAAUGGUUCCUGGUGAUCCCGACGUCCUUGGGUUUCGUCGGGAGCAUCAUCGUUGCUAGAGCCUCCUCAAUGGAGAUGGCGAUUGCGGGAUUCGUGGUCGGUGGCACAUCAUUUGGUGCACAGCCCCUUGUUCACGCUGUUGCGUCUGAAACUAUGCCUCGCAAAUACCGCUCUUUUGCUCAAGGUUGCUGCAAUGCUGCCAUUGCAGUUGGAUCCCUGUUCAGCCUGCUUGUAGGCGGUGCGUUGACAAAUAACAAUCCGACAGGAUUUCGGACGUACUGGUAUAUCUGUGCAGGUAUCUAUAUUAUUUCCACCAUCAUGCUGGCUACCCUGUACAAUCCACCACCCAGAGACCUUGAGCUGUCCUUGAGCUUUCAUGAAAAGAUUCGCAGCCUUGACUGGGUUGGAUUCUUCUUGUACGUUGCAGGUCUGGUGCUGCUCUGUCUGGGCCUCUCCUAUUCUCAGAACCCCUUCAACUGGCCGAACGCCCACAUUGUGGCACCAUUUCUCAUUGGAGUGGUUUUCAUCUUGAUUCUGAUCGGCUACGAGUGGAAGGUUCGGAAAGACGGGCUUUUCCACCAUGAACUCUUCAAAAACCGAAACCAGAACUUCCCAAUUGCUCUGGUGGCGGUGUUCAUCGAAGGCUAUGUCUUCAUGUCUGCCAACAUAUACUUCCCCUAUUCGAUGCAAGUGAUCAACACCGGAAUCUCAACUUUCCGAGUGUUGGUUUGCUACAGCAUUGCAUUCAUCUGUCUGUUAUUGAUGUCCUUCCUCAUUGGAGGCUACAUCUAUCAAACUAAAACUGUGAAAGCAGCUGCUAUUGCCUCCAACGUUGGCUUUCUCAUCUAUGCUACACUGAUGGCCUCAGUCACUUCGUCUACACCAGAGUCACAUUUCUGGGGUUAUAUUACAUUCUAUGGGUCCGGCUUAGGAUGCGGCGUUAUCACGCUUUACACCACCGCCCAGCUUUCCACUCCGCCGGAGCUUAUCGCUGUCACUUCUGGUCUUAUGGGCUCCAUCAGAAGUACAGGUGGAUCAGUAGCUGUGGCUAUCUAUAGUGCAUUAUUCAAUCGUGGGCUCUCACAGAAUUUGUUCCCAAAGGUAGCCAACGCCGUCAUUCCUUUAGGGGUGCCCGAGGAUUCCAUUGGGCCUCUCAUUGCCGAUCUGAAUGCUGGUGCCGUCAAUACGGCACUGCAGCUGCCUGGUGUUAACCUUGAGGUCGUGGAAGCGGCAGGAGCAGCCUUGAAGUCUGCCUUCACCAUCGGCUUUCGCGAUGUCUUUAUUUGUGCAGCCGCUUUUGCCCUUUUGGGCAUUGCAGCCACCGCUUUCUUGAUUGACCCAACAAAAGAGUUCAACGCUAAAAUUGACGCCCCACUUGAUCGAUACGAGGUGAAGGAUGCUAAAGGAGAUGAACCUGUCGAGGAAUAUCAUGGAGAGGAAAAGACCAUUGGUGGUUAG